Messenger RNA from Oncorhynchus gorbuscha (pink salmon), 2701 nucleotides. RefSeq names its product collagen and calcium-binding EGF domain-containing protein 1-like. The transcript is spliced from 11 exons. Gene Ontology annotation, molecular function: calcium ion binding. The record is from RefSeq and is a predicted model, not a curated record. Lineage: Eukaryota; Metazoa; Chordata; Actinopteri; Salmoniformes; Salmonidae. The coding region runs from base 318 to 1493 and encodes 391 amino acids.
AGGAAUCGCGCUCAUCACGGCGCAUGUCUGUCUAUAAACUCUUCCAGAAUCGCUCGAGGGGGUCUGAUUCAGUGCGCAACAGUUGGGACAAGACUCUGACGCACUACAGUACCGCGAGGAAGUUUUGAGUGUAGUAAUUAAUGUGCAGGGUCUCACGUGUUUGACCUCUGAGUAUAAUUAUAACUGAUGUUAGCUUUAAAUCAGUACAUGUGCGACAUUGAUCAAUUAAAACAUAUAGCUGUUUUGCAGUAGUGCAGUCUUCGUUUUCGAGGCACCAAGAAAAUCUAAACAAGGCUGUCACGGAGCUCGCCAGGGACAUGGGUCAGCUUUGCGCUGCAACACUCUUACCAUUUGGUGCCAUCUGCGUUGUUUUUAUUUGGGAUUGUGGUGCCAGUUCUUCAAUAAAAACAAGAUUUGCAGUGCUCACUUCAGGGGAAGAGUGUCCGGAAAACAAGGUAGUGACAGUGGAGUACCCCUGUAUUACAGCAAGGGGCACGGAUGGCACCUGUCUCAGGAGGAAAUGCUGUGAGGGCUUCAGGUUCGUGAUGGGCCAGUGCAUACCUGAAAAUGUGGAUGUGUGUUCUGGCUCCCCCUGUGAACAGCAGUGCACCGACAACUUUGGACGGGUUGUCUGCACCUGUUACCCCGGAUACCGCUUUGAUCGAGAGAGGCAUCGCAACCACCAGACCUACUGUUUAGACAUCGAUGAGUGUGUGGAGUCCGACGGCAGUGUCUGUGAUCAUGACUGCGAGAACACCGUGGGCAGCUUCCUGUGUCGCUGUCACAGGGGUUACAUCCUGGCACCGGACAAGCACUCCUGUAUACCCAGUCACAACCUGAGCUCGUCAGGGAAGUCUGACACCCUGAUGAGUGCUGGCUCCUGCUCCCUCACCUGUCAAGACUUUGUCAACAUGAGGAACAGCCUGCUGCAGCUCAAACUGAGGCUGGGCAGCACUCAGUCACCUAACCAGAUGUUGUCUCCUGGCCUGGAUAACAGCAGUGAUAAGCCAUCUGCUGGGAGGUUGGGGAAAGGUCCUGACACCCCCGCCCUCCCUGGUCCUCCUGGCUCUCCAGGAUCCCGUGGGGUCCCAGGCCAAUCAGGAGUGCCGGGGGAGAAGGGAGAACCUGGAGAGAGAGGCCUGACCGGCCCCCAGGGGCCACGGGGAGACAUGGGCCCUAUGGGCCCCGAGCCUGACCUGGAGCACAUCAAGAGGGGUCGCAGAGGAGCUGUGGGACCUCCUGGCGCACCAGGCAGAGAUGGACUGAAGGGUGACAGGGGAACUCCUGGUCCCAGAGGUCUACCAGGACCUCCCGGCUCCUUCGACUUCCUCCUGGUCAUGAUGGCCGACAUUCGCAUUGACAUCAUCGAGCUGCAGGAGAAAGUGUUUGGGAAGAGACGGGGCCUCUCCUUAGACACCCCACCCCACUCCAGCGGAGAGACAGGGUUCGGAGAGUGGGGUUCCGGACAAGGAGAGCUCAUGCUCAAUACCUGAACUCCAUAGCCCUUCCCACAGUAACUGUCACUCAAAACAAUAAGCCAAAGGGAACUAAUUAAUCAACUGGUUCUUGUAAAGCAGAGACAUUGAACUGACUGAACUGACUCCUUUCCUCCAGUGAAACAUUGUCUCUAAAACCCAAAGAGGACUGUAUGAGGGUGAGGAGACCUCUGAUCAGCUCUCUCCUGUCAGAGACAUAGACUAUAAACAAAUGGAGAGAGAGAGAGAGGGAGAGAGAGGGGGGAGAGAGAGAGAGAGAGAGAGAGAGAGAGAGAGAGAGAGAGAGAGAGAGAGAGAGAGAGAGAGAGAGAGAGAGAGGCAAAAAUGGAACCACUGACCCUCCAAACCAAACCACUGCAAGCUUUGCCUUGCCGCCUUGAUGUUUCCUUCGUGCCUGGCCUGGUCUGGUCUGACUGAGAAGAGGGGGUAUGCCUUUGCAUGCGAGGCACAGGGUGGUGAUGGUUGUAGCACUGUGAGACUGUGUCUUUGUGCGCUCUGAUCUGAACGGCUUCAAACACAGCAGGGGCUUUAUCGUCUGCAUCUCUUCCUGUUCCUGUACAGUCCAAGGAGAGGAGACGCCGGUCGGUCGCUGCCUGACACUGCUUACCUGCCCUGCAGGGCCUAGAACCAGACUCAGGCCACAGACUGCACCUGUCCAUGCAACAACCCAACUCAACAGCUUUUAUACUCCUGCCACUACACUACAGACUCUCUGAAGCAUCUUUAGAGAUACAGUACAUAUACUACAUUAGAAAAAGUAUGUGGAUACCUGCUCAUCCAACAUCUCAUUCCAAAAUCAUGGGCAUAUAUAUGGGGUUAGUCCCCCCCUUUACUGUUAUAACAGCCUCCAUUUUUCUGGAAAAGCUUUCCACUACAUGUUGGAACAUUGCUGCGGGAACUUGCAUCCAUUCAGCCACAAGAGCAUUAGUGCGGUCGGGCGAUUAGGCCUGGCUCGCAGUCGGCGUUCCAAUUCAUCUCAAAGAUGUUGAGGGGUCGAGUUUAGGGCUCUGUGCAGGUCGCUUUGUGCACAGGGGCAUUGUCAUGCUGAAAGAGGAAUGGGCCUUUCCUAAACUGUGGCCACAAAGUUGGAAGCACAGCAUUGUCUAGAAUGUCAUUGUCAAAAAUAAUAAUAAUAAUUGUAUGCUGUAGUGUUAAGAUUUCCCUUCACUGGAACUAAGGGGCCUAGCCCGAUCCAUGAAAAACAG